GGUGGCAGCGGCAGCGGCAGCGGGCAGGCAGGCAGUGGUGUCAAGUACUGGACGUGUACGAAAGCCACGCAAUUCAUCUGUAAAGGGAACGCUUUUUGGUGGCAGAAAUGUGGAAACGGAAGAAAAUUCCAAGAUGCGAAUAACUUGAUAACGGAUGUGGACGAUUUGACUGUCUGAAGGAGUAACGUUACGGAGUAAAAUAAUUCACUUGUCUGGACAUCAUGCCCUUAUUAUCACCACGGAAUUGUGAAAUGCUUCACACAGAUCAGCCUCGUGACUGACCUGUACAGUCCUCAACUAGUAAACCGGAAAAUAACACAUUUUCCCUACACUGGGGAAAACUAACGAGUUGGACAUAACAAAACCGGAGACCCCCAACACCUUACCUGCCCCGUUACCAGAUGCUUGGCGAAUGAACCAACCAUCCUAUCAAGAUUUCCAGGCAAACGUGACCACGGCCAACAAGACCCGCGUAAAAUCGGUGCAAUGAGAUGAGGCUCAGAAAUGGAACGGUUGCCACUGCGAUUAUUUUCUUCACGUCUUUCCUUAGCCUAUCUUGGUAUACGGCGUGGCAGAAUGGCAAAGAGAAGUUAGUGGCGUACCAGCGGGAGUUCCAUGCGCUGCGGGAGCGUCUGCGUGUGGCGGAGCAGCGGACCCUGCAGCGCUCCUCCGAGCUCAACAACAUCCUGGAGCAGUUCAGACGCGCCAUCGCCGAGACCAACGGCAGCAAGGAUGCCCUCACCAACUUCUCAGACGAGACGCAGAAGCUGCUGAAGGAGUUGGCCAAUAGGAAGCCUCUACAGGUGCCCAACAUCUACCACCACCUGCCCCACCUGCUCAACAAUGAGGGCAGCUUGCACCCCGCCGUCCAGGUGGGCCAGGGACGUACCGGAGUGUCCAUGGUGAUGGGCAUUCCCACGGUGAAGCGGAAGGUGAAGUCCUACCUGGCGGAGACGCUGCGCUCGCUGAUUGACAAGCUGUCCCCCGAGGAGAAGCUAGACUGCGUCAUCAUUGUCUUUGUGGGAGAGACGGACAUAGAUUAUGUGCACAGUGUGGUCACAGGCCUAGAGAAAGAGUUUACCACGGAGCUGAACUCUGGCCUCCUCGAGGUCAUCUCCCCUCCUGCCAGUUACUACCCCGACCUCAAUAAUCUCAAGGAAACCUUUGGUGACUCCAAGGAGAGAGUCAGAUGGCGGACCAAGCAGAACCUGGACUACUCCUUCCUCAUGAUGUACGCUGUCAAUAAAGGGGUCUAUUAUGUGCAGCUAGAGGAUGACAUCGUAGCCAAGCCCAACUACUUUGCCACCAUGAAGAACUUUGCCCUGCAGCUGGCGUCUGAGGACUGGAUGAUCCUGGAGUUCUCCCAGCUGGGCUUCAUCGGUAAGAUGUUCCAGGCUCCUGACUUGAAUCUGAUAGUGGAAUUCAUCUUCAUGUUCUAUAAGGAGAAGCCCAUUGACUGGCUGCUGGACCACAUCCUGUGGGUCAAAGUGUGCAACCCAGAGAAAGAUGCGAAACACUGCGAGCGUCAGAAGUCCAGUCUGCGCGUUCGCUUCAGGCCCUCACUCUUCCAGCACGUCGGCCUGCACUCCUCCCUUGCUGGCAAGAUUCAGAAGCUCACGGAUAAAGACUUCCUGAAGCCGCUUCUGCACAAGAUCCAUGUGAACCCUCCGGCUGAGGUCUCCACGUCUCUGAAGGUCUACCAGGGCCAUACGCUGGAGAAGACCUACGUGGGCGAGGACUUUUUCUGGGCCAUCAACCCCGCUGCCGGAGACUACGUGCUCCUCAAGUUCGACCGGCCCGUCAGCAUUGAAAGGUUCCUGUUCCGCAGUGGAAACCAAGAACACCCUGGAGACCGCAUUGACAAUACCACAGUAGAGAUCCUCCCCCUGAUGGAACCGGCAUUACAGACCAAAGAGAAAUACAAAAGAACAGAGGAUCGCUUCUAUAGAGUCGCCAACUUUGAGAAGGGUAUGGUGGAGGCCGCAGUGGACCCAGCCUUCAACCCGGUGGUGGCCCUGCGUCUGACCGUCCUCAAGGACUCCCCCGUCUGGGCCAUCAUCAGUGAGAUUCACAUUAAACGGGUGGCUGGAUAACUGCCUGUAGGACCCCCAGCCGAGUGACGAUGGUCGAUGCCUCCAGAAGGCUCAGCUGUGCUGUGCUUUGCUAUGUCGAGAGAGGGUCCCCCUGGUGCCACAACUGAGGAAAUGAAAGAAAAAUGAAAUAUCGACAGCGGUUUGGUAGAGGACGCGUUGCCUCGGACAUUGCCACCAUCUACCCCAAGCAAAUGCUGGCAUCUGUUUUUCUCCCUCUCUUCUUGUCCUCCACUGUACCUCUACCCCCCCCCCCCCCCCCCACAUACACACUUUUCAUCCAUUCAUUUGGCUGGCUGUGUUCCUUGUUAGAUUUCUACUCCCCCAACUCUUUGAAUUCUCAUGUGAAUGUGACUACUACUGUACAAAACUAUACUCCCCUUUCCUCCUUCCUGAGGGACAUUAUCAGACAUGGGAGCCCCAUGCUUUUGAAGAAUUGCGUCCAGUGCCAUCAAGGAGAGGUGCGAGUUUUGCUGAGGCAGAGAGAAUUCUGACACUCGCCGCUCAUCUUCGUACACUCCGGCUUCGAUGUGGAGACGUGCGUCAUGGACACACUCACACAGACUCUCACAAACACACACACACACACACAUAUAUAUACAUACAUACAUACACACACUCACUCACAUACACCUACAUAUUUGUUGCACCUGUUUUUGUUUUUAAGGGGAUGUUGCACUGAUAUGAGUGGCAGACAGCCCCUUCCUAAGGAAGAAUGUUAUUCAGUUAUAUCAGUUUUUUGAUGAACACACCUUAAGAACACCCCUUUUUUGGAUCUUGUGUGUGCGUGUGCGUGUGCGUGUAUGUGCGUGUGUGUGCAUAAACCCCCCAAAAUAUGCCAUUUGUUAAAAAAAAGAAAAAAAUCAUACAGUGGUAGACACUGGUGAAAAAAUCUCUUCAGAUUUGUUCAGUCAAUUUAGAUACAUUUACUAAGCUAAUCCCAGAAAAAGCCUGUCAUUGAUGGGUCUGCCAAAUGUUUCUUGAGGUAAACUUCUCACGAUGAAGAAACUGCUUAUAUCUUAAACUGCUUCCUGUCAAACAGGAACUUGUUCACGACCUUUAGUGUCCUUCACAAAAAAGUCAAUCAAGGCCUUUUGCCCCCAUGAAGGGAUAGAUGACGUUUACGUCUCUUAUUAUUAAUACUAUGACGAUCUAUGAAGGUGACUUUAAUUUAUUUGAAAUAAAUCUUUAAUUUCUACAAGACAAAGGAAAAAAAAUAUUUUAUUUUUUACUCUGUAAGAAAAGUCUAUGAAGCGUUUUGAGAGAAAGAAAUCACAAAGCUAGAUUGUUUCUGUAAAGUUUUUAUCUCAAUAUCUGGGUUUCGUUUCCUGUUUUGUGGAAUGUGAUAAGAGGAGUCUUGUAAAGCUGCUGUCGUCCAUGUCUGCUUUUGGUAUUGGUCUCUGCCUGCACAGUGCUGUGGCGUGCAGGUCCUCCACCUGUGUGCCUUACUCUGGUCUACCCCACCCCCACCCCCACCCCCACCCCCACCCCCACCUCUGGGGCCCUGCAGCAGCAGAACUGCCGCUGGGAGCAGAGCAGAGAGCCUGCUGGCAUCCACAAAUAAAAAUGUGCAGGACCUUAGUCAGUUGACUUCACAGGUGUAGGCUGAAGGCAUGACAUUCAUGAUUGUUUCACUAUGGGAGGGGAGGGGAGGGGAGGCAGGGUGUGUCUGUGUUGGUCGUCGUUGACUACUUCUUCAGGAGCUCAGGGUUCCACACAGCACCUAUACCCUCCCUAGUGAUGUGUCUUUUUUUUUCUUUUUCUUUUUCUUUUUUUUUUCUUUUGGUUUUUAUUUCAGUCUGAAGCUACCCAUCAUGCCCACUACAUGUUUGUCUCAUGAUUAUGUUGGUUUAAAAGAUGCCCAAUGUUUCUGUUGGUAUUAUCAUGUCCCAAGAUGUUAUUAGUCAUUGUAUAGUUUUCAUCAUGUAUGAGCGUGUAGUGGGAAGCCAUCGGGCACUUGCCGCAGUCAUGUGGUUGGACAAGAUGGAGAGAUAGUGAUGUGGGAAAGCACUCUGGUCACUGUGGGUCUCCUCUGGUAUUGAAACCUCACGGUCUGAUUAAAUGACUUCAUUGUUGCAGCUGGCAGCUUAACCUCUGCCCGUUGCUGAAAUAGCAGGGCACAUUUGUCCUUGUUCGGCAAAGGUUUUUUUUAAAUAUUUUUCCCCUUGACAUCCAUCUACCCUAGUGUUACCAGUUUCAUUUCACAUCGACCAUUCUGUGCAGUUUGGAAGAGGAUCUAUUUGAAUUUCACAUGCAGCAUUCACAUGUUUGGUGCAUGCUUAAAAGCUGUAGUUGUUUGUGGCAGAUUUUGUGAUAGGAUUUGCCUUCCAGUGUCAAGGUGUGGCACUACACUUUAAGACUGCAAGGUUGCUCCAGAGAUUUAGCGGUCCCAUUGUUGUGUAGUUCAGGCCCACUGUCCUCUGUCAAUCAGCUGGCUGUUAACACAAAGGUGAAAUUACUACUGUAUAUAUAUCACAAGUGCUCUCAUCUCAUUUGAUUGUACGUACUUGGUGAAACAAAAUGGAUCUGUCUGUUGUGGAGGCAUAAGCUGUACCUGAGCAAACUGUCUUUAUGUAAACAUAUCCAUUUCAGAACAUAGCUCAUAACACUGUCAUUCAUCAAGAGAGAUAAUGUGUCUGUUUUGUUUGUAAUAUAUGCCACCUGAUGGAAGGAUCACUGGAUUGGGUUUGACUAAGAAGGCACUAGGCAUAGGCUACAUAUUAAUCUGAAGGCAUCCUUUUUCCUGCACUGAAAUUUGUCCUGUUGAAAAUGCAAGAUAUUGAUGUGGCCAAAGUUUGAAAUGUAGUUUUAUUUUUUGCAAUUUUAUUGCCCUCUUCUAGUCAUCUUUGGAAACCUUUGGUACUGUCGCUUUUUGAGAUCUGGUCACUGAAAUGCAUUAUAGUUUAUGUUAAUUGAGUCCUGCCAGGUGCAGCCAAAUGUUUUUUCGUUUGUUUGUUUGUUUUUAGGCUGUCAAACGUUUGGCUGAACACAAGGGUAUGUUUAAUGUGAAAUUACUUUUGGACUGGUCACUUGAGAUCCUGAAUGUCUGUUGAGAACUGUCUAGCCUGUCAAACCUAAUCCAGUGCAGUUUUUGCUUCCCAACCAAAGAUGGGUGACAAAGUGGGGACAUGUCCCUUAACCAUCCUCUGUCAUGACACUCCUCCGGCCUGUCAUGUGCCUUCAUCUGUGCAUUGUUAUCUUUUAUGACAUUGACGUCGAUUUGCAUAGACAUUGCCAUUGCUGAAAUAAAUGUCUUCAGCUAAUGCACAA
Molecule: messenger RNA, 5360 nt
Organism: Sardina pilchardus (European sardine)
Lineage: Eukaryota; Metazoa; Chordata; Actinopteri; Clupeiformes; Clupeidae
Gene: mgat4a
Product: alpha-1,3-mannosyl-glycoprotein 4-beta-N-acetylglucosaminyltransferase A
Exons: 16
Coding region: 492-2093 (533 amino acids)
Biological process (GO): protein N-linked glycosylation
Cellular component (GO): endoplasmic reticulum-Golgi intermediate compartment; endoplasmic reticulum; Golgi stack
Molecular function (GO): acetylglucosaminyltransferase activity
Source: RefSeq, a predicted model, not a curated record